Molecule: messenger RNA, 1056 nt
Organism: Cavenderia fasciculata
Lineage: Eukaryota; Evosea; Eumycetozoa; Acytosteliales; Cavenderiaceae
Exons: 3
Coding region: 1-1056 (351 amino acids)
Source: RefSeq, a predicted model, not a curated record
AUGAAGGAAGGAAUAUCAUCAUCUCCUUCUCCAUUGGACAAAUUUACUAGAAAAAUAUCAAUUGGAUUAUUAGUAGUAAUAUUAAUUGAAUGGGCUGGUUUAUUAAUUUGCCAUAACUUUACGAACCAACAUUUGUCCAUUUGGCAAACCUUUGGACAAAAUAUACAGUCCAAUGACAAGAAUGUAUUUGUUCCACCACUCCCUAUUCGUAGUCCACACCUCUACGAUGAAAUGAUCAGCAUUGGAAUGACACAAAACAAUCAAUCCUCCACCACUCCCAUCAUCAACCAAGACAUUUGGUACUACCAAACAUACCAGUUCUUCCCAUACAGCUUUUCAUCCAAAUACAUCUUUUCAACCAUUGAAUACCAACAAAAGUACAGUGACGCCAUUGAAUAUAAAACUGAUUAUAUCGGUCCUGAUAUGCCAAGAUUUAAUGCUCUAAGAAUUUCAUCUUAUGUUGGAUGGGUAUUGGCUACAUUCUUUAUUGCAUUGUAUACAUUGGUUCUAUUUUAUGAUAUUCGUCAAAGAAAGUUGGGAGUUGAAGGUAAAAUCUACAAAACCAAAAUAACAUUGGUAUUGGUAUUGAUUCCAGUCAUUCUCUUUACCAUUUUGGUAUUGUGUACUACUGUUGGCACCAUUUCAGCUCUACGUGGUGAUUUAUCUCAUCACCCAAUUUGCAAACGUAAUGGAAAAUAUCAUAAUUUCUGUCGUAGUCUAUGUGGUGAAAAUAAUGAUUAUAAAGGUUUCCUUUCAAUCUCAUGGAAUUUUAGUAAUUUUGCAAUCUUCCAUAUCUUAUUAUUAUUGGUACAUAUUGUUUAUUUCUUAAUUCAUUGUUUAGUAAUGCGUGCCUAUAAACGUAGAGAUGGCGGUCUCAUCAUCCCUAAUCUAUCACCAUUUAGCAAGGCUGAUGAACUUGAAAAACAAGAAAAGGAAAAGAUCGAAAAGGAAUCAAAUAAUCAAAAUAAUCAAAAUAAUAAUAACAAUAACAAUAAUAAUAAUGUAGAAUGUAGUAUAGAAAUUGAUGACCAACAUGUUGGUGAUGGUGCAAACUAA